CAGGGACUGAAAUCCUCAGUUCUCAGAGCAGAUGCAGUUGCAUAAACUUUCCUCUCCCCAUUUUGUUACUCUGCCCUUUCUGCAACUAUCAAGUGUGUCCAGGAAGAUAUUCUAGGGCUGGGAUGCCUUUGGUCUUUGCCAUGCUGCUGAGACAGUGCACAGGACAAGGGGUGGCCUGAUGCCCAGGGUGCUGGCAGUUUCCAAGCUAAGGUCACUCCUCCCCUAUAGCAUUUGCCAGAGCUGUCAGCUUGCUCCAUACAAGCUCCCAAACAACUUCCACAUGGGGAUGGCUGGAAUCUUUCAGUGUUUUAAAGAAACUUUCUACUCAGGCAAUACAGGUCACUCUUCUGCACUUAAUCCCAACCCGCAGCACCAAUCUCUUCCCAUAUAAUCUCCCAGAACAGCUGUGCUGUGAUUGCAUUGUGGAUUACAAAAUGACCGUUUUCCACAAAACAGCUGCUGAUCAGAAGGAUAGCAUUUAAUAAUCACUGGGGAGGCAAAGGAGGAGGGGACCAGACAAAGGAGGAAGGAGUUUUGCAGCUAUUGGGUUUCUUGGAGGAUAUAGAGAUGAGCAAAACAGCAGACAAAGCGUGAGUCCAACUUCUGUGCUGUUCAUCCAAAUUAACAGUACUUCAAAGACUUGCUGCUAAGAUGGAGCUGCUGAAGGGACUGCCACUGCGCCGUACUUUCCUGGCUGUCAUCCUGAACCUGCUGGCUCUCACCCUCUCCACCACUGCCUUGCUGGGCAGCUACUGGUGCACCGGGACCCAGAAAGUACCCAAGCCUUUGUGUGGGAAGACCAAAGCCUCCCAGUGCGUGGGUGUCCCCAUGCCAUCUCAUGCAGAUGCUAGUAAUGUUUCGUCUGAGGACAUAGUGCACUACAGCUGGGAGACUGGAGAUGACCGCUUUGCCUUCAGAUACUUCCACACAGGGAUGUGGCUUUCCUGUGAAGAGAGCAUGGAAGGGCCAGAAGAGAAAUGCCGCAGCUUUAUUGAGCUUUCACCACCAGCAGAGAGAGGAAUCCUGUGGCUGUCACUGGGAUCAGAGAUGCUGUACAUCAGCUUGCUGCUCAUCAGCUUCAUCCUCCUGAUGCUGGAAAUUCUGCAUACUGGCAAUCCUGUCUGUGGGAUGAAGCUCAAUGCUUUUGCUGCUGUCUUCUCGGUGCUGUCAGGUCUCCUUGGGAUGGUGGCACACAUGAUGUACACUCAAGUCUUCCAGGCAACAGUUAAUUUGGGACCAGAGGACUGGAGACCGCACACAUGGGACUAUGGCUGGGCAUUCUACAUGGCCUGGGCCUCCUUCACCUGCUGCAUGGCCUCUGCUGUCACCACUCUCAAUACCUACACCAAGACGAUACUGGAGUUCAAAAGGAACCACAUCAAGGGAUACGAUGGGAGCCUCAAGGAUCACCCUCAGCACCACCAGUGCUUCAUACAGCAAAUAAGCAGCUAUUAUGAGCCCAAAGGCAAGGCCUUCCACUCAGUCUCUGAGGGAGUUGACUUCUACACUGAUCUGCAGCAGAAAAUACUACAGCGGGAACCAGAGCUGGACCUGGAUGAAGUCUUGGCCCAGACAAUCGGGGAGGAUCGCUGUUAGGGAUGAGUGCACAGGGACAGAGCAGUGGGGUUUGGGAGGCACAAGAGCUCUGAACCAAGCACUGGCAAGUUUUGGGGAGCUCUUCCUUUCUCUACAGUUCGGGGAGUGAGGAGGCAGGCACUGGGUCAGGGCAGCUACAGUAGCAGUUUGGGGGUCCUCCCUGGUCAUACAGUGUGAUGGGUGCCCUCAUCUGACAAGGGUGAAACUGGAGGGACAUGCUGGUGCCAGCUGUCUCCAAGCACUUUCAGAGUUGAGGCAGAUGUCCCAAUCCCAGUAUUGCACUUGGGAAUAGAUAGCACCAUCCAGAUGGCAAAUUGCACUGCUGGGUGGUGUCACAUUGACCUUCUAUCAACCGCUCCAGUUCAGUGCUAUGGUGAAGGGCAUCAGUGUUCAUACUGACUGGCUGUCACCCUCUCUGAACACCCUGUUUAUUCUUACUUUCCAAGCCCAAAAUCUUCUUCUCCCUGCCCCCAGAUUAAAAAUCGUGGUGCAGUAGAAAUAGGGGGUAGCUUUCAGACAUCUCUCCUCUCUUUCCUACCUGUAAUGACUCCCACUUAUUCCCUUCUUGCUUUUUGCCCAAAAAUCUCCCAUUCUGAGGUACUUUGCUGUCUGCCUCUUUUUACUGUUUCUUCACAAUCUGUAAGAAUUUGGCUGGACUUUGCUUUUUACAUUACUUCUACUCAUCUGUUCCUUUUUGCCCUUUGUAAAAAUAUUGCAAACAACCCACUAAUCAAAACCCCAAGCAAACUGAUAAUCUCUCAAAGGUGAAACAUUGGUUCAUAUGACACAUGAUGCUGUACACAAUAUUUAUUUUGCUUCACUGCAGUUCAAAUACAUUUUCCCAACAAUA
Messenger RNA from Corvus hawaiiensis (hawaiian crow), 2446 nucleotides. RefSeq names its product germ cell associated 1 (gene GSG1). Lineage: Eukaryota; Metazoa; Chordata; Aves; Passeriformes; Corvidae. The record is from RefSeq and is a predicted model, not a curated record. The coding region runs from base 652 to 1596 and encodes 314 amino acids. The transcript is spliced from 6 exons. Gene Ontology annotation, cellular component: plasma membrane.